Molecule: messenger RNA, 16439 nt
Organism: Podarcis lilfordi (Lilford's wall lizard)
Lineage: Eukaryota; Metazoa; Chordata; Lepidosauria; Squamata; Lacertidae
Source: the annotation of a GenBank genome assembly
GGCUGCAACGAACAUCCGGGCCAUGAGGCAGCGCGGUGGCGGUUUUGAAACGGGGAGGAGCCAAUCAGGAUCGCCCUCGGGUUUCCAUAGCAACCCCUCGAGAGGGAGACAAACCGAAAGCGCCGGGUUAAGAAAUAAAUAAUGGGCGGCACGAUCCUUACCCGGGAGUCGGCCCCAUUGAAACCAAUGGGGGCUACUGCCGAGUAAGCGAGCGCAGUGGGCUCCUGCCAUUGUCCCAGAAACGAAGCCGAACCCGGGCCUGGGCCACUGAAGGGCGCCGCCAACAAAAAGCCGCGGUGAACCCGGUCGCCUUACUCUCCCCCCCCCCGACUACAACUCCCAUCGGCCCCUGCCAGCGCGGCCCUCGCGACGGGCUGACGGGAGUCGUAGUUCGCGGGGGGGGGAGAGAAAAAGGGCGCUUCGCCAGGCCCGGUGAGGGGGCUACGAAAAGCCCACAGGCUGAGGAGAAACCCUCGCCCUCAUAAAAGCCCGGCCGUGGGGUGAGGGGAGUCCCCAGUUCGAAGGAGGCACGUUAACCUCCUCAGGAAGAGGAGACGCCUCUCCCCCCUUGUCUAAGCCUCCCGAGCAUGUGCAGAGUGCAUCUGAAGUGCGCGGGGGAGCCGCCGCCCUCCGUUGGGAGGGAGAGAAGCGCCUGGAACGCGGCCGACGCCGGGGCGUGUCGGUCGGAGGCCUCGCGGCCUCCCACUGGGGCCUGCCUGGGCGGGCAAAGGGCGGGCGCCGCGGCUUCGCCUUGGCCCUCCUCUCCUCCCUUCUCCCCUCAGAAGCGGGUCCGGGGCGGAGGAGGGAAGGUCUCCCGGUUCCUUCCGAGGCUGAGGCAGCAGAAGGCGCCGCUCCGGAGCGCUCCAUCCCGAAGCUCCCCUCGGAGGUAAAGGCGACGCGGGCGGGCGAGAGGGAGAAGCGGGGCAGGGUCGGAGGGGGUCCGCCGGGGCAGCGGCUCGCUUUCUAGCCCCGAAGGCCGGCUUCCCGCAAGUGUCCGCCUUCCCGCCGCGGGGGAUUCAGGGCCGGCCCUCCCGUCAGCUGCCUCGGGAGGCAUGUGCCGGGAGGCGGCAAACCUCCACCUGGGAGCAGGAGGGCACGAGGAGAGCAGCUGCUGGAUCAGGCCCAAGGGCUCCUCUAGGACCCGGGCGAUAGAGCCAUAGGUCGCCCCAGACCAGUUCGAGGUCCCUAUCGUCAUCCCCGUUUCAUAAUUUCUGACCUGGCAAUAUAUUGCAAAUCACGAUGUGUGCUAUGCGAAAAACACAGUGUGUGGGGGGGAUACCAAUGCCUCCAUGUAGCUCCAUCCUUAUUUCAUGCACCGUGACCUAUUGCAAUGUGUAGCUGGUGGUAUAGCAUGAUGUUGAAAGCCAUAUGUAUCACCCAGGCACCUGGCCCAGUAUCCUGUCCCCGCAAACAGAUGCACUGGGAGUUAUGAUACCCCACUGUCUCCAGACCUCCCCGAGGAGCAAGCCCGGGCCACGUGCCUGGGGGUCCUGGGCUGCCCAGACGACAAGACCCCCACAAAGAAAAACAGCAAGGUGUUGGGCACCAGCUGGGCUACAGGAGUUGCCCGAAGUAGGCAUGCAGUGCGCCAUCCCAACCGCCUUAGGGACUCCGCUCCAGAUCUGUGGAGGGUUUGCUCCUCUAGCCUUGCCCCUUCUGGGAAACGUGGGAUUCAAGCACAAGAACCCGCAUCUCCUGUUGGAGAAGAGAGCUGUGCAUCAUGUGCGUUGCCCUCUGCUUUUAUAACUGCCCCACAGACAGUCUCUGAAAGUCUUUGUAGACUAUGCAAGUCUCUGAAAGAAGCAGUGGGUCAGAUUCUUAUCUGGUGAAAACAAGCCGUAAAGCUUUGUUUUAUAACGUCCAACGCUGCCGAAGUGGUCCGCAAACAGACGCAGUGAACAGUGAUUCCGGAUAUACCCACUGUUUCGUAGAAUUCUUCUUCAGCGCAGCAGAAGGAUACAGAAAUGCUUCAUAAACCCAUCUAUCUGGUGAAUGGAAUUGUAUAACAACAAUAGCUAUGGAGCAGUGGUCAUAAAAUUAUUUUUGUUGUCUUGGUUAUUACUGAUUUGUCCUCUGCUUCAGGCAGCCUUGGGUAGAUGGGGGGGCACGUGGGUGUGAAGUGCUUGGGCAGGAUUUUGUGACAUUGGGCAGUACCUCAAGCCUGGUUCCAGCGUUCUUGAAACUCUCCAGCACACCUUUUAAUUGCCGUGUGCAAUGGGUGUGUUGCUUAUAGCAGCUGGCGUAACCCUGCCUGCUCCCAGUGGGCCCCACCCGCACAGAAGUUGUGCCGUGAAUUUUGGCACUGUGGUGGCUGCUGCCAUCACCUCUCGGCUGCAGCUAUGGUGUAACACACCCGUCGACCGUGAGUGCCACAGUUUUUUAUAUCAAGCUCCUGUUGCAGUCACUGCAAUGGCUUCACUAACUGAGUCCAGCUGGAGCAGGAAAAGGCCUGCCUUAAGCAGAUGCUCUUUGUGAGUCAGAAAGGGUGACAUUGCUCUCAGGUGAGCUCUGCUGCGGGUGUGGCUGGGUUCUGUGUGACAGGCUGAGUAGAAUUCUUCUUCCUAGGUCAGCAUUCACCAGCUCAGCUGCCAGAUCUGACCUGCCCAGUUACGAAAACAUUGGCUCACUUCCUCCUCGUGCCUUUGCUUGUGUGAACAGUAAAUCAGACGGGGCCUACGUGGAGGAGGGACUGUCCAGGCUCAGUUCUUGUCUUGAGAUGGAAGGCUAGGCCUUUGUGGUUCAAGCAGAAGUCCUGAAGAACAGGAGUUGCUGUGCCCAUUUCCCCAGCAGGUGAGGCUGGCUUUCUCCCGCACGGGGGAUGCAAAGGUGUUGGUCACAAUUGUCAGUAUCCACUUCGCAGAGCAGGUGACGGUGCAGGGGGAGUGUUGCAGGAAUUUAUGUUUAGGUUGGGGGGGGUUGCCCCUCCAGCAGAUAUCAUGCACAUGCAGCCCACUACCAAAACCAGCACAAUCACUUUUGUGACUUUUGUGAUCUGUCCCCACAAAACACUUCAUCACAGUUUCUUCCUAUCUGUUCAAAAGGGCCUUUGCUGCACAAUACCAAAUGUAAGAAUUCACUGAUCAAUGCUCACUGGGAAAACUUCAGAAAUGCAUAUAGACAUGUGAGCUCAGCUACUCAGCAGCCCCUCUGCCUGAGUGAUCAUUCCUGGUAUCCUGAUACCUGAGUGCCGGACAGGUGGCCAUUCCGGAAAUAACAAACCCAGAUGAAGACAAAAGGGUGUGAUUAACUUGGCUGGGAAACAGGGAAAUGUAAAUAUCUCUUUUGUUACACUCGAUGGGUGUUUGGUGGAGGGCAAGGAGAACCCUGGGGCAGGGUCCAGGAUGCUCACAUCACUGCCACCAGACCUCCCCAAUCAUGAUGUAACCGUGAUGUAUGAGUGAUGUAGUGGGGGGGGUGACAUGGGGAUUAGCAGCUAAUAAAAGUUUGGGGGCUCUUUUGUUCGGGGCUUCCAUCUUGUUCCACCUUGUGGCAGGUGGGAGUCCUGUUGCGACAGUCUUCAAUAAAGACCAAGCCUACUGGCUGCUGUUUUGCUCUGGUAUUCCUGGCUGGUGUCCUUGUUUUUUGUCCAAGGGAGCCCUCAGAUUUCUCCGUUAACAGGUGGGAGAGUCAGGAGGCCUGUAUAUCGUUGAACAACUCUGGAUUCUUCUCUAUGGGGAAGAAUGGAAGCCACCUCCACAUGCCCACACCUACCUUUCAGAAGCUAGGUUGGACAGGCCUUGCACCCCACGCAAGGCGGAGAGCUUUAAAGCUAUUUAUUUAUUUUAUUAAAUUCCCAUGCCGUUCUUCAUUCGGGGAUCACAGGGUUCUCCUGGUGGAAGAAGGCAGAGUCCUCCACAUUCUCAAUCUGCUUUGCCCUGGGGGUCAUGCCAGGCAGCCUUCUGGCCUUGCACUACCCAGCCUUGCUCCUCAGGGGGCAUCUUACAUGGCACAGCAGUAAGUCCUGGAGGUCAGUUCCAGGUGGCAGGACAGUCUGAGAUCUCGGAAGAGCCUCCUAAUAAGCAAGGCAGACAGCUUAAAGGCUCCUUCUGCACUCGGGAAAAAAUAGCUUUUAAGCUCUCCACCCUGUAUGCAUUUAAUUUGUGCAGUCACAGCUGGCUUGACACCAGUUGCUUAAAGCUGAUAUAAUGCAAGUUAAAUGCAUGCAAGUCAAGUGUCCUUUUGCAGUUCUUCCAGCAGCAUUGUGACCUGGUGGCAGUAUUCUAGUUUUGCACCAGCCGCAGCUUUCAAGCCAACCUGGAGGUACGGAAGCUGAACUCAGGGGACAAGGUAACAUAUUUUCGUUUAGAAGAUGAGUGAUUUUGUACUGGAAUUCAUUUGAGAAAUCUCAGGUGGCUGCCGUCCAGACCUGGCGCUUUGUCGAUUUUGCGAUGGAAAGAAGCCCUGAUGCCUGUGAGCCUCCUCUUUGUAUUCCUGAGUAACCAGAUACGCAUCCCGGCUGCUUUUCAGAUCUUUAUCCACAGCCGUGGAGACUGAUAGGGAAUACUCUCUGCUGCUUCUGAAAGAAGCACAGCACAAAUGCUUGUCUUUCCAUGCGCAUAGGUUUGGCAGCAUGUUCCAGCUGCCGCUCCCUUUGGAUCGGGACGGGACCCUCUUCCGCCUCCGUUUUACCACCCUGGCAGUCGGGACCGUGUGCUGCCCACUCUUUGGCUUCCUCUUCUGCGUCAUCUGGUCCCUGUUCUUUCACUUUGAUGAAACCACUGCCACCCACUGUGAUGUAAGUCCUCAUUGAGUGUCUGUGUGUGCAUUUAAAGAUUGCCCUAUGUUGGAAUUUUAUCACCAUUGUUAUAGUACAGUCACGUCUUUUACGGGGAUUCGGUUUCAAGGGUUCUGGGUCAUUUGCUUAAGAAGAGCAGUUAGAGUUAGUGCCAAAGUCCUGUUGCAAUAAAACAGUCUUCACCUCCCUGUGGAAGGACAGCAAGAAGGAGCCAGUCUAGCGUCUCUAGGGAGGGAGAUCCAAAGUUGCCUGGGGGCAGCCACUGAAAAAACCCUCCCACACAUCAACACCGUGUGUGCCUGAGAGGGUGGCAGAACAGAGAUUAGGGCCUACCCAGGCAGGUUUGCAUGGGAGAGUACAAUAAGAGUGCAUAAGACGAAGGGAUCUCUGCGGAGGCUGUCUGGUCAGAGCUAACAGAAUUCAGCCAGCAGGGACCAAAAACCUAUCUUCAGCCUUUGUGAGUGAAGGGUUUGGGGUGCUCCCGUUCCCCUUGCCAGCUAUGGCAAGAGGAACAUCGCUGGGGGGGUCAGAGGCUGAAGCGCCUGUAGGUAGGAGAGUGACGCCGCAAGACCAACAGCAAAUAAGCCCCAAAGUCCAGCAUCGUAAGAAGAGGAGGCUUGUGAGCAGCGGGUGCCUGCCUGCAAGGGGAAAUGGUGCUUCUCCAGCUUCUCCACGGUGGCAGGUAACAGGGAGAAGAACUGUCAGAUUUGCAAUACCACUGACUUUAGUUUUCCCCUACAGGUCCCCAACUACCUCCCCUCCAUCAGCUCUGCCAUUGGUGGGGAGACCCCCGAGCGCUACAUGUGGCGUUUCUGCAUCGGGCUGCACUCUGGGCCCCGCUUCCUCGUGGCCUUUGUCUACUGGAGCCACUACCGCGGCUGCCACUGCACACACCCGCGGUACCUCCGCCUGUGCAAUGCAGCCUUCGGCCUCAACCUGCUGGAGAACACGGCCCUCCUACUGCUGACCUACGUCUCCUCCUCGGAGAACUACCGUAAGUAUCAGCGCCUGGUGCAGCGCCAGCCUGGCUCACUGGCAGGUGGAUGCCUUCUGGUUUGUGGGCCUGAGAGCUUGGGGGUUGUCACUGGGGCACAACAGCACUGCCCUUAUGAGCUGGUUGGGAGGGGGCUGGUUGGCUGGAGCCACCGUGCCUCCUCUGGUCCUCUCUCGCCUAGCCUGCUCUGCCUCCUGCCCCAGAUCUCUGUUCCAGACUCUCUCAAAGAAUCAUAUAAUUGUCAUCUAGUCGACUCCCCUGCAAUGCAGAAAUCUCAGUUAUUGAAUCACUGACAGAUUGUCACAGUCCGGUUCACGGGCAAUCGAAGUCCCGGCUGGGGACGUCGGGACCGGGGGCAAGAUGGCGGGGUGGGAGCAGGAACGGGAGUCCAGAAGCCAGGAGUCAGAAAGCCAAGAGUCCGAGGGGUCAGAGAGCCGAGAGUCAAGAAGCCGAGGGUCAGGAAGAAAGUCACAAAGUCAAGGGUCUGAGGAUCAAGAAGCAAGGAGUCAAACACAGCAAGGCAAGGAACGCGUUGCUGUGGCAAAGAGCUGAAGGGAAAAUGCUAACCUUAUAUCCCUUCCUGGCUCUUCCCACCAGGUACUGUGAGUUACCAAUCGGCCUCACGUGUGAGGCUGCAUGUUGCCUCUUCAGAACAAAUUUAGGAAGGCCCCAGUCCUGCAGAGUCCUAUUGGUCACAGGGCCUGGCUCCUACACACACACCUGACACAGACGGCCAUCCAACCUCUGCUUUAAAAUAUACAGUGAAGGGAGACUCCACCAUCUUCCAAGGGAGUCUGUUCCACUGUUGUGCAGCUCUUACCGUCAGAAAGUUCUUCCUAUGGAUUAGUCAGACUCUCCUUUCUUGGCAUUUAAAUCCAUCGGUUCGGGUCCUCCUCACUAGAGCAGCAGAAAACAGCUGCAGCUCCCUCUGGCUUCUAUACGGCUUAGGCAGAAGAACGCUUUCUCACUAGGCGCGAGGUUCAGAUGCACAAUUAGCUGUUACUUUUUAUGUUGUGCCUAGGAGUUUGCGUGUCCCCCGUGGCUAGUUGAACUUUGGUGGUGGCGGCCGCUUCUGCUUCUUGCUCACAGUUAGCAUUGCAUGUCCUUUCUUUGCUGCAGUGAUCCACGAGAACGCCUUCAUCCUCUUCAUAGCUUCGGCCCUCAGCCACAUGUUCCUGACUUGCGUUUUGUGGCGAAUGACUAAGAAGCAUGCAGUAAGUCCCGAGGUACAGUCCCCUCUCUUUCUUUCAUUGGCGGAUGUGAGGAGGGUUUGGAGCUGAGGGCUGAACUUGGCAGGCUUGCCUGGGUCUCGAUAGCGCUGCUUCGAACAUCAUGUUUCCAUAGUUGUGCUUCCAAAUGUGUUGAUUUAGAGUACCCCAUCCACAUGUGGUGCCUGGGCAGGUUAGAUACAGCUUGGUACAAUUAAAACAAGUGAGACAUAAACACUCUGAUCUCAUCAAAAUGGUUGUUGGAUGGCUGUAACCCAUAGGUAGGCAACCUAAGGCCUGGGGGCCGGAUCCAGCCCAAUCACCUUCUAAAUCUGGCCCGCAGACGGUCUGGGAAUCAACGUGUUUUUACAGGAGUAAUAAUAAUAAUUUUUAUUUAUACCCUGCCCUCCUCAGCCAAGGCCGGGCUCAGGGCGGCUAAUAAGCAAUAAUAAAAACAAGUUGAAUGAAUACAACUUAAAAACAAGAUUAAAAUAUUGAAACAUUAAAAUAUUAAAAUGCAGCCUCAUCACAGGAGGAGAAAGGAAAAAGAAAAAAGAAAGGGGGAGGGGAGGGAAUCAAAUUGGCUCCAAGCCAAAGGCGAGGUGGAACAACUCUGUCUUACAGGCCCUGUGGAAAGAAAUCAGAUCCUGCAGGGCCCUGGUCUCAUGAGGCAGAGCAUUCCACCAGGCCAGAGCCAGAGUUGAAAAGGCCCUGGCUCUGGUUGAGGCUAAUCUAACUUCCUUAGGGCCCGGGACCACUAGGGUGUUGCUAUUUAUGGACCUUGAGGCUCUCCAUGGGGCAUACCGGGAGAGGCGGUCCUGUAGGUACGAGGGUCCUAGGCCAUGAAGGGCUUUAAAGGUCAAAACCAGCACCUUAAAUCUGACCCUGUACUCCACCGGGAGCCAGUGCAGCUGGAAAAGCACUGGGUGAAUAUGCUUCCAUGGCAGAGACCCCGUGAGGAGCCUCGCUGCAGCAUUCUGCACCCGCUGGAGUUUCUGGGACAGCUUCAAGGGCAGCCCUGCGUAGAGCGAAUUACAGUAGUCAAGCCUGGAGGUGACCGUCGCAUGGAUCACUGUAGAAUGUGCCCUUUUAUUUAAAAUGCAUCUCUAGGUUAUUUGUGGGGCAUAGGAAUUCAUUCAUUUCCCGCAAAAAAAUAUAGUCUGGCCCCCCACAAGGUCUGAGGGACAGCGGACCGGCCCCCUGCCGAAAACGUUUGCUGACCCCUGCUGUAACCUUUCCAUCUCUUGAGAUGUAUAUUGUUACGCACCACCCCAUUCUCUGAAUGGUGAGAGACUCCAGGGGUUCCAGAUGCUUACCCAGGGUUCAGUUUCCUUGGAAUUAAGGUCAGCGGAUACUGUGGUGUCUUUAGGACAACCUUUGUUGUCGAAAGCCUUGGUACGUUUUGGCUCCCGAACCCCGCAAACCCGGAAGCGAGUGUUCCGGUUUGCAAACGUUUUUUGGAAGCUGAACGUCUGAUGCGGCUUCUGCUUGAGUGCAGGAAGCUCCUGCAGCCAAUCAGAAGCUGCGCCUUGGUUUUCGAACCACCUCGGGAGUCAAACGGAUUAAGUUUGACAACCAAGGUACCACAGUAUUUGGUUUUGUUUACAUGUAUAUAUAACCUGCUCAUAACACGGCAGGGCUCACAGCAUCAACACCCCAACAGGUCUUGCUUCUCCAUCGGUCACAGCUUUGGAUCCAGCACGGAGCAAGCAGGCCUCUGGGUCUCCAGCUUCCAGCCUGUUUCCCAGCUCAGCUCACAUACAGUUCUGGCUAUCAGCUAUGUGUGGGUUGGAGGAAAGGCUGCCCAUUAGUCAGGACUCUUGCAAGCUAGCUCAUUCUCUGGGGAUGCUGGUGAGGACACUGAAGUGACCAACUAAGGUCGUUGUCUUCCAAAGAAACUCAUCUGACUACUUAAGCAAACUCCUAUUUGAUUCUAUUCCUCCCUGGUUACCAGACCCCAAGAACUGAAAGGGACUCAGGGUAUCAUCCAGACCACCACCCCCAAACCCACAAUCUAAAUUAUGGGCAAUGGGGAGAGCAGCAACUGGUGGAGUUUGGUAUAAAGUUCUGCCACCAGAGGGCUGUCCAGGUUUGCUCAAUAUUUUACUGAUCAUUGUUUGGAGCUUUGUCUUCUCAAUAAUUCCUUGGCACUUGACUUGAUGUCAAGUCCCGCAGGGCCCUAGUCUCUUGUGACAGAGCAUUCCACCAAGUUAGGGACAGUACUGAAAAGGCCCUGGCCCUAGCUGAGACCAAUCUAACCACCUUGUGACUUGUGACUUCCAAAAUGUUGUCAUUUGUGGACCUUAAGGUCCUCUGCGGGGCAUACCAGGAGAGGCAGUCCCGUAGGUACGAGGGUCCUAGGCCUAAGUGUGUCAAGUUGUGCACUUUACUCCCUCCAAGUACUAGAACCCAGGUUUGAUCAAAUGAAGCUGAUUGGUGGGAAAUUAAAGAGCAGACAAAAGAAAGCACUUCUUCAUAAAGUAAAAACUAUGGCGUUGGCUCCUCUGAAAAGUACGGAUGGCUAUCAACGUGGCUGGCUUUCAAAAGGCAUGAGAUACACUCAUGGAGGAAGAGAAGGCUGUCAGGAGCUGCUAAUCCUGAGGGUGGCUGUGCUCUCUCUGCUCCGCUAGAGGCCGUAUGCCUCUGAAUGCCAGUUGCUGGGAAGGGCAAGGGCGGAGAGUUGCUGUCACACCCAGGCCGUCUUUCGAGGCUCCCCGCCGGGACGAUUUGUUGGACUAGAUGGGCCCACUUUGGCCUACAUCGUAGAAGCUCUUGCACAGGACUGCAGGGCAAGAAUUGCAAGCUGUUGGGGAGGGAGGGUUGGAGAGCUGAAGACACAGGGAACUGAAGCAAGGAAUGGCAAGGAGCAGGGUAAUGGGUAUGUGUCUCUGUGUGUGGAGGGGACAGUAGGCACAGGGCCAAGAGAGAGGAGGGACUGCAUGCUGAGGACAAGCAAGGGCACAGACGUGUGUGUGUGUGUACUUGGGAGCCACUGACUAAGGGAGGCUAAAGAGGAAUUUUGACACCGCCUGCGCAAACACAAUGAAUUGCCACCUGCCAUUUCCUGUGUGAAUUUUUACAUAAGAGAUUUCUGCUUGCGGUUCCUGCUCCUGGCUUCCCUCCCUCCCGUCUGCCUUGGCACUUCCGCUCUAGCACAGAAGGGCUGGGCUUCUCACGCUGCCACGGAGCAGGUCUUGGGCCACAACAGCGUGCUAGUAGGGGACACGUUAACACAGUUCAGCCCCUGCGCUGCUCUGCUACUUGUUUUAUUUAUUGCUUGCAUUUCUGUCCCCCCUGUCCCUGUCUCCAGGGAGCGCAGGGGGCGUACACGGUUCUCCCCACUCGUUUCAUCCCCACAACAACCCUGUGAGGUAGGUGAGACUUGAGAGGGAGAGUGACGCGACACCCAGGGAGCUUCAUGGCCAAGUGGGAAUUUGAACCCUGGUCUCUCAGAUCCUAGGCUGACCCUCCAACCUCUACACCACACUGGCUCUAUGCUAAAGGAGCAAAAGAGGCAAAGAGAGAAAUGAGGAGCAGGAGAGCCAUUCAGACACAGAAAUGUGGGAGCUGUAACAAUUUGGACUAGAAGACUGAAAUGGCUUUCCGUAUAUCACUAGAAAGCACCGGAGAGGUUACUGCCGUUGCCCGAAUUCAUGUUGAACCCAGUUUUCUAGAAUUGCUGCCCUGUUCUCCGCCUUGACCAGAUGCUUUGCCGUGGCUCCUCCCAUCCCGUUGCUCUUUCUUAUCCCCUCCCACUUCCCGCCCCAAUAAUUUUUUCCAAAUAUCUUAAACACAAUACAGCUUAACAAUAUUAUUCUCCUAUCUAUAUACUUCUCCCCUCCCACUUGCCCCCAUCUCAAAACUUGUUUUCCCCCCUGUUCUUUCUAAACCUCCCACUUUCCCCCUGAAAUCUUUGUGCUUCUCUUUGACGAAAGCAAAUGGAAACGAAAGCUGCAAUCUAAACAUUUGUGGUUUGGAGUUUCUACGCCCCGGGGUGAGACAGUGGUGGGGGUUCCCCUUGCCUGCAUGGAUGGGCAAUAACCAGAAGUGGGGGGCCUUUUUCCCACACCCCAUUCAUCUCUAUGGCCCAGCCCCUCUGUCAGACUUUUCUCGUGGCAGAAGCAAGGCCCUCUUCCUCCCUGGGGUGUGGGUGUGGGCCCAGGCAUCAUGCCGCAACCAGCUCUUAAGUUCUCCCACCCUCCUUAAUGCUUCUGCUGCUGUUGCAUCCCAUUUCCCUCAAAUAAGCUGAGUCAGGGAGCCAAGCCGAGCGAGGAUUUGUACUUCCCCUAUAUUAGCGGUUGCAACUCAGGGCUGCUCUGUGUUGGGGCGCUGUGUUGAGCCUGUCAGCCGUGGAGACACCCUUGGCGAUGAGCCUCCCCGCCCUUUUGCUCUUUAUCCCUUAAGGCAGCGUUUCCCAAACUGUGGUCCCCAGCUGUUUUUAGACUACAACCCCCACCAUCCCUAGCUUGCAGGGCCAGUCGUCAGGAAUGAUGGGAGGAAGCUGUGAUAGGCAAGUUGUGGCCCAUCUGUAGGAGCCCUGGGCUUCAGAGUGCGGAUCUGUUGUGAGUUGCACAACCAAAUGGCCAAUGGGAAGCUUGCAAGCAGGAGUUAUAAGCUCAAGAGCCCUCUCCCCUCCUGCUGUUUCCAGCAACUGGUAUUCAGAAGCAUUCUGCCUCUGAUAGCGGAGGGAUCACACAGCCAUCAUGCCUGGCAGCCAUUUUUAUAUAGCCUUAUCCUUCGUGAAUUUGUCCAAGCCCCCACUCAAGUUGCUGGCCAUGACUACAUCUUGUAGCAGCAAAUUCCCUAUUUUAACUGUGCUGUGUGAAGCAGUCCCUUCCUUUCGCUUAUCUUGAAUCUUCCAAAUCUCAGCUUCCCAGAGGUCUAGCGUUAUGAGUCACAGGGAGAAAAACAUCUUCACACCAUGCACAAACGUAAACCCCACUCUCCUAUCUCCUCUUACUCGUUGAUUUUCUCAGCUAAAAAGCUCUGAACAUUGUCACUUGGCCUCACAGGGGAGGCACUCCAAAAUCCCUUGAUUACUUGGGUCACCUUUUCCAGCUCAACGGUAUCCUUUCUGAGGUGAGGUGGCCACAGGUGACCUCCCUAUUCAGGUCUCCUUGUGUUCCUGUUGCUGCAAACAGGUUACAUGCUAAGCCUUGAGGAGCAGGGCCUCAAGUCCUGCAUCCACUGCUGCUGAGUGGGCAUGCGUGUGCAAAGGUGGGGCUGCCAGCCUUCAUCCUGGCGGGAGUAACCUCGCCCCUCUCUCCCUCUCUUGCAGGAGCGCAAAUCCUACAAGUGGAAGUGGUGGCUGUUCCUCUUCAACCUGGUCACGUUCUCAGUAGCCGUGUACUUCUACUUCCGCCACAACUGGUACUGCGAGCCCGGAGGUAAGUCCCCUUUGGGGAUUCAGCCUCUUGCUCAUGCUAAGAAACUUUGACCGCUCGGUGCUGGCGUUUGGUCUGCGGUGCCAGAGCACCCUACGCGCCUGCUUUGUGACUUUCCUUUGUAGGAGAGGAUUCCUGUGGCUCUGGUGUUGGUGCUUGCCCCAUGCCUCCUGUUUGUAGCAGAGGAAAGAUGGGCACAGGCCGCUUAGUGGCUCCUGCACCCCAUUAACCGCUAGGCCAGGGAUCGCCAACUUGGGCACCCUCCACACGUUGGUGAACUCUAACUUCCAGCAGCCAGCAGGGCCUCUAGCUAGGGAUGAGAGCCUGAACCCAGCAGCACCUGGUGGGCAGGUGUACCAGGUACGUGGGUGUGUUUCUAUGUCUCCUUUGCCUGGUUUGAUGUGGUGGGGAGGCAGAGGCUCUGUCGAGCAUCAUUCUUUUUUACUAUAGACAUGGCUCGGAGCCUCCCUCUUGCUGCCUGCAUUUCCCUGCGCUGAGACGGCCUUUUAAAACUCCAUCCUGUAUUCAUUGUAUACAUACGAUUGUGUAUCAUCUGACCCGUCUACUGCAAUUAUUAAGUUUGCAGAUGACACCACCAUAAUGGGUUUAUUAACAGGUGGAGACGAAUCAGCGUAUAGAGGAGAGGUCCAAAAAAUAUCUACAUGGUGCCUAAGGAACACCUUUCGGAGGAAGAGGAGAGAACUAGCCCCACUGUACAUUGGGGAAGGCUGUGUGGAGAGAGUCUCUUCCUUUAAAUUCCUAGGAGUUUAUCUCAGUGAAGACCUUACUUGGAAAAUAAAUACAAACCAGGUGGUUAAGAAAGCCAAACAGAGACUCCAUCUCCUCAGAGUAUUGCAGAAGAACGAUGUCAAUCAACAUUUGAUGAUCUCCUUCUACCGGUCCACAAUAGAAAGUGUCCUUUCAUACUGCAUCACAGUGUGGUACGCUGGUUUGACAUCAACUGAUAGGAAGUGCCUACAGAGGGUGGUAAAUACAGCACAAGAUAUUAUGGGCUGUCCCGUGAAUCCGCUGGAUGAAAUAGUGGAAGAAUGUUGCCUCAGGAGAGUGAGGAAAAUUCUCAGGGAUGAUUCCCACCCUGGCCGGCACUUUCUUGAUCUCCUGCCCUCAGGCAGAAGAUAUAGAAGCAUGAUUAGUCGUGCCAACAGGGUAAAUAACAGCUUCUGUCCGUGGGCUGUUAGGCUGCUGAAUGGAAAGAGAACAACAGGGCAACUGACUUUCGGGUUUGGUGGGUGGGUGUCAGUAAACGAGGGGAAUUAAGACUAAGAGAUCUGAGUGGGGGGUGCUCGUGUAAUCUCACUGUAUACAAGUUGCACAAGUGACAAUAAAGUAUUUCAAUCUAACUGGAUCACUUACCGUAUUAUCUGAGCCACAUGGGAAAUGCUCGCCAGUGAGUGAUUGGGAGGUGCCUUUGAGAACACUGAAAGGCAGCUGUGUACAAGAGGCAGGUGUGUUGGCAGAACAUGUGAAGUGUUCCUCAGGUGGAACUGAGCAUCCCAGGACUCCUGGGUUAAAAUCCACGUUUCUAGCCCUUAUGGACUCAAAAUAUAUAAGCUGUGCUUGGCGCUGUUUCAGACACCUGAGAUUCCUGACCUUGUUUCCCUCUCUUUCUUUCCUUCCCUAGUUUACACCAUCUUUGCCUUCUUGGAGUACCUGGUGGUUUUUUCUAACAUGGCCUUCCACAUGACUGCGUGGUGGGACUUUGGCAACAAGGAGCUGGUGGUCAGUUCCCAGCCAGAAGACAAACGCUUCUAGCAAAAGCCUGCCUUUGAGCUGAGGGAAAGCCUCUGGAUUUCUUGUGGGGAGGAGGAGCAGCCUGCUUGCCAGCGUCAGAUCCUUCCGGCAGGCCCCAGGACAUUUCAGAAGGGGCACCUGUGACUGGGCUGAAAAGAACCAGUGGGCCCCGUAGGAAUUGGGACCCUGCCGUCAUAUGUCCGACAACAGAGCAGACGGUGUGGCUGGUUGACGGGCCUUUUGAUCAAUGGGACAUCUUUGUAAAAGUAAAAACAAAACUCAGAAUGUGCUCUGCUGCCAACCCAGGACAGGGACAGAACUGGCCCUGGACUAGCUCACUGGGGCUGUGUGUUGUGAUGGUGACAAGUCCAGCGGCUCUUGAAGGCAGAGACUCCUUGCCCGGAUCUGGGACUUGCCUGAAGGAGGUCGUUGUGACUCCUUUUCCCACUUGGCCCUUAGCAGGAAUGGCAAGUGGUUGUAGCCGGUCCUUUUUCCCAGUGGGGUAGAGGGGAGUUUCUCUCUUUGCCUCUGCAAACGGCAGCCUGUCCUCCUUCCGUCUCGUUCCUUCUCCCGCGUGGGGCUUUCCUGCUGCCCAGUGAGGUCCAGCUCUACGAUAGAUGCCUGUCACUGAGCUGGGCCAAAGUGCCAAACCCUGGGAGCGCCUGGACUUUAGAAAUAAAAUGGGGCUGGUGGUGAGACGGUCUCUCUUCCCCUUUCCCCAGCUUCUACACUGAAGUUCCCUAAAGCGAGUUAUGCAUAUUCUGCACAUUGGAACAAGUUCUGCGUGGCGUCAGCACCCCCUUGCAGCCCCCGGGAGCUAAUCAUCUCUGCCUAUCUGCUGCUGGAGCUUCUCUGUCCUGGAGAAUUCACAGACCCUUCCCCCAAAUUCCUAGAAACCUCAGGCAGGCAGGAAUUGGGGGACAGCAUUGGUGGGAUUCAUUUGCUCUUGACUGUGAUGUUUUGAAGGUACAGGGCUGCAUUGGACAUUGGUGAAAGAACCACCUGAGAGUUGGGCUCGGCUGGGAAAGAUCGGGCUGGGAGACAUAAAGCAGAAAUACGUACAUUGAGCUGGGAGGGUGCAGAAGCACUUAGAGGACCAAGCAGAGGUGCUCAGCUUAACCCUUGCACACCUUAUGUCCUGGGCAUCAGCUCUUGAUCCAGGCAAAGGGACACAAAUGCUUCUCCAAGCAUAGAGAUGCAAAGAGACUCGCUUCUCUGCCCUGCUCAGAGCCCACCAGGCCUUACUCCUAGCAAGAGAGAUCAGAAAGAAGUGGCAGGAUCAGGCCACCUCAGUGAGGUCCCAGAAGCUCAAGGGAGGGAUCCUAAGGAAAGGGUAGUUUGAGGCUGAUCCAGAGGUCCAGCCUGGGUCAAGCAGGGGGGUAGGCUGGAGCAGAGAGAUACCACCAGCCAGGGGCCUGGGAUCGAUAGGGAAGAAGGGGAAUGGCUGAGGGAAAAGCUCCUAGGAAGUGAGGGCUCAGAGCAACCAGUAAAGACUGAAUGCAGGUAACUUGGUUCCCUGGGUAAGAAGUCUCGGGUCAGCUGGUGGAGUCAGGCUGGCCAAGGAGCUCUCCGGAAAGGAGGCUUGUGAUGCAGCUACUAGCCCAGGGUUGCUGCUCCAAGGCAGGGACAUUCUGGCAUCAGGCCAGGUUUUCUCUUCUGCUUGUCCUCCCACAUCCCGGGUGUGUGGGCCUCUUUGCUGUCUCUGUGGCAAGGGGUGUGUGUGUGUGUGUGGAAAAAAUUGUACUGCCAGGUAUCUAUUUUCAUUGGCUCCCCCCCUCCCAUGAUGAAAUAAAGCACUGAGUAUUUUUUUCCAGUUGUAGCAGCAGUUGCAGUGGACCAGUUGCUCCCUCUGCCUGAUAUCUGUCCUAGCUGACAGGAGGAAGGGGGGAAUCUUUACCUGCCUUGCUUCCCAAGGUCUUCAAAAGGGGAGGUGCCUAGGAUGAAACUGAGACCUUCUGCAUGCCAAGCAGUACGUUUCCGAGCACAAUUCAAAGUGUUGGUGCUGACCUUUAAAACCCUAAAUGGCCUCAGUCCAGUAUAUCUGAAGGAGUGUCUCCACCCCCAUUGUUCUGCCCGGACACUGAGGUCCAGCUCCGAGGGCCUUCUGGCGGUUCCCUCCCUGCGAGAAGCCAAGUUACAGGGAACCAGGCAGAGGGCCUUCUCGGUAGUGGCGCCCUCCCUGUGGAACACCCUCCCACCAGAUGUCAAAUAGUGAACAACAACUACCAGACUUUUAGAAGACAUCUGAAGGCAGCCCUGUUUAGGGAAGAUUUUAAUGUUUGAUGUAUUACAGUAUUUUAAUAUUUUUUUGGAAGCCGCCCAGAGUGGCUGGGGGAAGCCCAGCCAGAUGGGCGGGGUAUAAAUAA